Molecule: messenger RNA, 2325 nt
Organism: Aphis gossypii (cotton aphid)
Lineage: Eukaryota; Metazoa; Arthropoda; Insecta; Hemiptera; Aphididae
Gene: lok
Product: serine/threonine-protein kinase Chk2
Exons: 9
Coding region: 582-1991 (469 amino acids)
Biological process (GO): protein phosphorylation; mitotic DNA damage checkpoint signaling
Cellular component (GO): nucleus; cytoplasm
Molecular function (GO): protein binding; ATP binding; protein serine/threonine kinase activity
Source: RefSeq, a predicted model, not a curated record
CGGGUGUGUGUUCAAUUUACUAACAACCGUCGUCUAUCAGAUUAUCAGAAUUCAGAACUCAGUAGUCAGUUGUACAGGUGGUUCUGUGUUAGGUGGAUGUCACUCGCCAAGUGUUAAUUUGACCAAAAUACUACAUCGCUUUUUAUCAUGUGAAUUUGAAAUUUUGAAAUCGUCAUUCUGAAAAUUAAAGAGAAUAAUUUUGAUUAAUUUGAUUAUUGAUACGAUAUCGACAACUUGGAGGUAGUAGUUGAUAACAAGUUAAAAAUACAAAAUAUUAGUAUAUGAUCUAAGGUUUAACGUAACAUUGUAAGGAAACGAUUUUAUGCUAAUUGCUAGUAUACGUUGUCGCGUAGGCCAUAGCCAAGGUAGUAUUUAAUUUAAAUUGCUGUACUCAUUUAUGGCCUGUCUGCAAGUCUGGUAGUACUUACCGCAAUACCGUUGGAACAUCUUUUAAGUUCCAAAUAUUUCUAUAAGCAAUUAUCAAUACAAUAUUUAAUCUUAUAUGUUUGUAUUUCAUGUAAUCUGUUAUUGUUGCAUCUACCAUAGAAAGGUACCAGCCUUAGUGAAUACAUAGGAGCAAUAUGGGUGAUUUAGAAGUGUUGACUCCAUUGAUAAAUAGCCAAGAUUCACUGUGCAGCCAGGAUCAAAUAUCUAAUCCAGAGACUACAAAUGCAUGGGGUCGUUUAUAUCCAGAGAAUGAAUGUUUAAAAAUCGAAGAUCUAGUGAAAGAUAAUUAUAAUGCUGGUCGUCAAACUAAUGAUGUUGACUUUCAAUUUACAAAACAAUGUUUUAGUUUAAAAGUAAUGAAUCAUAUAAGCAAGAUUCAUUUUACUAUAAAUCGUGAAAAGAUUGGGACAUUAGAUCAUGUAGUAUUUAUUACAGACACAAGUGCAAACGGUACUUUUUUAAAUGGUGAAAAAAUAGGAAAAGACAAUCGUUGGAUUUUAUCAAAUAAUGACAAAAUAUCCAUUGUUUCUAAAACUAAUUAUGUAUAUACAUUUACCGAUAAACGUUCAGAUUAUUUAAAUUGUCCACAAAAGGUUAGAGAACAAUUUGCUGUUUAUGGUGUAUUGGGCAGAGGAACUUUUGGUGAAGUCAGAUUAGCUUUUGAAAAAAAAACUUCAAAAUGCUUUGCAUUGAAAAAAGUGAAUAGAGAGAGUUGUAUUGUACUAAGAGAACCUGAUAUUUUAUCAAGCUUAUCUCAUCCAAAUAUUGUUAAUAUGGAAAAUUUUAUUGAUACUACUGAUGCGAUUUAUAUUACUUUGGAAUAUAUGCCUGGAGGAACGUUAAAGCAACUUAUAGAAAAUACAAAACGAUUAAAAGAAUCUGAAUCCAAAAUAAUUUUGUAUCAAGUUGCUCGAGCUGUUCAAUACUUACAUAAUAGGUCAAUUGCUCAUAGAGACCUUAAACCGGGAAACAUUUUACUUUCCUAUAAGUCUCCUCUAAGCGUUGUAAAAUUGGCUGAUUUUGGUCUAUCUAAAAAAAUAACUGAAAACACACAUUUGAAAACAUUUUGUGGUUCAUUAGCAUAUCUUGCUCCAGAAGUAUUUUCAAAUAGAAAACUUGUAACUCAAUCGUGUAUUAAUUAUACCAAUAAAGUAGAUUCAUGGAGUUUUGGUGUUAUUUUAUAUGAAUGUUUAAGUGGUCACAAACCUUUUGUUGGUGAUCAUAUUGAAGAAAAGAUAAUUAAAGGAGUGUAUAAUUUAUCUAAACUUAAAUUGUUUAACACUUCAAAUGUCGCACAAGACAUUAUCAAGCAGUUAUUAACAAUUGAUUACAAUAUUAGGUUUGAUUUUGACAAAAUAUUGAAACACACUUGGUUUGAAAAAGACUUGCUUAUGAAGGAAAAAGUUGGUAAUCUCAUGGCUGAAUUUUCUAAUAGCUUAAUGCCAAGUCACAAAUAUUCAUCUAACAAAGAAAAUGUUGCAAAAAAAAUUAAGUUUUGUUCUUGUCUUGCUCAAGAUACUUGUUCCGAAUCUAUACGUACCUGAUUAUAUUUAAGUAUGUAUUUAUAACUUAUAAAAGAACUACAUUUUUUUUUUAUUACAAUGAAUUAUUAUUAUAUUAAUGUUGUUAAGUUUAUUUUAAAUUGUAAUAUAUUUUUUUUUUUUUUUGUUAUUGAGACUACAUGCUGUGUUGAAAUCGAAAUCCUUACUAUUUAUCAUGUUUAUUGUAUUCAAUAUUAAAAUGCAGACAUAAUCUUCAAUUUCUUGUUUAAAUAUUUUUUUAUUCUUAAAAUUAAAUAUACUUAUGAAACACCAAAAUUAUCAAUGUUUAAUAUACAUUUUUCAUUUAAGGGUGCAUAUGCACUUUUAGUUAUGUUUA